Molecule: messenger RNA, 2106 nt
Organism: Exophiala spinifera
Lineage: Eukaryota; Fungi; Ascomycota; Eurotiomycetes; Chaetothyriales; Herpotrichiellaceae
Exons: 1
Coding region: 1-2106 (701 amino acids)
Molecular function (GO): oxidoreductase activity
Source: RefSeq, a predicted model, not a curated record
AUGGCCUUCUUCCAACCCUCAGAUUGGCACGAGGGUGAGAAAGCCAUUCACAAACGGACACGAGUCGAAUACAAUGACAACCCGACAUCUCCCUUUCUCUACCCUCGUGCCGCACACCAAGCUUCCCGCUACCCACUCCUGGCAUUCGGCGCCCUCGACAGCGACAACAACCCGUGGUGCACUGUCUGGGGAACAGGCGAGCCACCCAUCGCACAAGCCAUCGGUCAGAGCGUCCUAGGUAUCCGCACAGUCGUUGACGCGUCCUUCGAUCCCGUGGUCCAGGCCAUAUACCAAGGCAAAUCCGACGGCGAAGUUCUGCGCGAAGACGGCACCACUCGUCUCAUGAGCGCCUUGAGCAUCAACCUUGAAGAACGGGGACGUCUCAAGCUGGCAGGCUAUGUAGUAGCCGGCGCUCUGAACGUCAAUCCAGACUCCUCCUCCGCUGCUACGUCUCCCGACACCUCUAUCAAGGACGAAUCGUCCGGUAAAGCAGGCGAGAUCCAACUAGUCACGCAAAUCACUCAAGCUCUCGGCAACUGUCCCAAAUACCUCAACAAGAAACUGAUCACGUCCUCGACCCCGACACCCAAACUUCUAUCGACAUCUCCCCAUCUCACCGACGCCGCCCUGGCCAUCAUUGCCAAGUCCGACCUCUUCUUCCUCACAACCUCGCACGAACACGAAGACAUGGACUGCAACCACCGCGGUGGCCCCCCGGGGUUUGUGCGGGUUGACCAACCCUCGUCCUCGACGUCUCCCACAUCCCUAGUCUGGCCCGAGUACUCGGGUAACAAUCUCUACCAGACCCUUGGCAAUCUCGAAACCACCCCUCGAGCGGGCCUGGUCUUUCCCGACUUCGAGACGGGCGACGUGCUCUACGUGACAGGCGAGACCACCACCCUCGUCGGCACCGAAGCGUCCAACGUGAUCGCGAAAUCGACCCUCGCCGUACGUCUGAACAUCACAUCGGCACGACUUGUCCAGACAGGCCUGUCUUUCCGCGGCACACCCACCGACGACGCCACGCACGGCCUAUCACCGUACAACCCGCGCGUGCGGUACUUGUUAUCCGAACAGAAAGAGACCACCACCGCGGGCGCCACGCCAGGCUCUUCCCCGCCGACGACUGCUUCCCUCGUGGCCAAGACCCGUCUGACACCCACCAUCACACGCUACCGUUUCGCACUCGGCGACCCGGCGGUCUUCGGGCCCUGGAAGCCAGGACAGUACGUCACCUUGGACGUCUCGGCCGAUCUGGACUUGGGAUACAGCCACAUGCGGGACGACGACCCGACGAGUCUCAACGACGACUUCAUCCGCACCUUCACCGUGUCCAGCGUUCCGGGGGCAUUGGGCGUCCACGGGGAGGAAUUCGAGAUCACGGCUCGAUCGGUAGGCACCGUGACGAACUGGCUCGAACGGCAGCGCCCGGGGAUGUGCGAGGUUGGGAUCCGUGGGUUUGGAGGAGACUUUGUGUUCGACUGGGGUGACACUGCCGCCGACAACAAGGCCGAUACCAAGACCGCGAGGAAGAAGACCAUCGGCUUCGUCGCAGCCGGCAUCGGCAUCACACCGCUCCUUGGCCAGAUGGGUAGCAUUCCUGAGGACGCCGACGACGGCAGCAGCAGCAACACCGACAACAUCAGCGCCCCCGCGUCACCACCGCGACUCAGGGUCUGGUGGAGCCUGGGUGCCAAGGACGUCAAUUUGGCUCUGGACAUUUUACAGACAUACCCUCGCCUGAGCCGUGCGACGAAGUUGUUCAUAACUGGUUGGACGGGGGGCAGCGGCCAGAGCACGUCUUCGACUCCAGCUGCCGGUGGCGCCAAAGCGCAUACAACCACAGAAUCGGACGCGGAUUCCGCCGUGCUGGCCAAACUCGCCGAGACCGGCGUGACGAUCUACAAGAGGAGACUGGCACGAGAAGACUUGUUGGAUGAUCCCGGGCUGAAGGACGACGGCAAUGACAACGCAGCAGCCGAUGCCGACGACGACGACACCACGAGAGUCGACAACUGGUACAUAUGUACCGCGCCCGCCAUGAGAAAGGUCGUUCAGGGAUGGAUGCCGGAUAAAGCUUUCGUCUUUGAGAAUUUUGAUUACUGA